AAUUUGCUUGCAAGCUACAUUUGCAAAUGGAAAUCCAAAUCAUUUCUAAAGAAAUCAUCAAGCCAUCUUUUUCAACCCCAGACCACCUAAGAUCUCAUAAAAUUUGUCUUCUGGACCAAUUAGUUCCAUCUGAAGUGCACUUCCCUUUCAUUUUCUUUUACUCAGCUGCAAACGAAGAUAGAAUCAAAACUUCUGUAGCGCUCAAACACUCUCUAUCACAAACGUUAACUCACUACUACCCUUUUGCAGGGAGAGUGAAAGAUGCUUUUUCUAUCGAUUGCGAUGAUUCUGGUGUCACAUUUGUUGAAGCUCAAGUAGCAGGGAACAUGUCUGAGGUGCUUAAACAACCGGAGAUGGAGUUACUAGAGCAGCUGCUACCAUGCAAACUUGAUGCAAAGUUAAGUACUUUAGUGGUUGUUCAGGUGAGUUACUUUGGCUGCAAUGGGGUUGCAAUCUGCGUUUAUUUUAGUCAUGUUAUUGCAGAUGCAACAGCUGCAGCAAACUUUGUUAAAAACUGGGCUGCAGUUGCUUCUUGUGGUUCCAUUGAUAUUAAAGAUGUGAUUUUUGAUAGCACCUCAAUCUUCCCUCCACAAGAUGUAUUAGACAUAACCAAGAGUGUCUUCAAAAAACAUUGGUCGAACACAGAAGUUACUGCAAAAAGCUUUCUGUUCGACGCUCCAAAGAUUGCUGCUUUAAGAGAAGAACUUAGCAAUGGAGAAGGCGUGGACCGUCCAACAAGGUUUGAGGCUGUGACAACGCUUAUUUUGAGUGCUGUGAUGGCUGCUGCGGCAAGAGAAACAAAUGAGUUGACUUCUUCAUUUUUGGCAGCAUUAAUUCCUGUGAAUCUGAGAAAGAGAAUCAAUCCACCUUUGCCACAACAAUGUAUUGGUAGCUUGUGUGCAACAACAACGGUAAGUUGUCCCAUACAGCAAAAACUUGACCAUAAGAGUUUAGAAGGAAAAGUUCACGAAUCGAUAGGGAUGAUGGACGAUAAUUUUGUGAGGAAUGUUUAUGGAGGUGAUGAGUUCUUGAAUUUCUUUAGAAAUGCAGCUGAAGGAUUUGCUAAGAGCAUGGUUUUUAUGAUUACUAGUUGGUGUAAACUUCCUUGUUUUGAAGCUGAUUUUGGUUGGGGAAAGCCCAAAUGGGUUGCCACUACUGUGAGAGAUGAUAAAGUUGCAAUGCUCUUGGACACUUGUGAUGGUGAAGGAAUAGAAGCAUGGGUGGGAUUGUCCAAGGAAGACAUGGCCAAAUUUGAACAAGACCCUGCCAUUCUUGGUUAUGCUUCUGUUAAUCCAAGUCGCUUUUGAGAGUUGAAUAAUGGGAAUUUUAGAUUGCCUGUGUUAAUUGUGUUUAUGUUCUGGAGUUAACAAUAAGUUUGGUUUCUUUAAGCCAAUAAGUGCUUUUACACACUUUUGUUGUCAAAUGAAAUUGCUUUAGAAAAACUUAAGUACGGUUUCUCUAGAGCCUUCUGUAGUGUUGUGAAUAGGUUAUCAUGUUGAAACAAGAUUAUUGUGUACAAAUCUCUCUGCGUUUUCUAAAAUAAAUAACACCAUAAAUAUUUCAGAGCUACCUAUGGGGCUCUCAAGGACUCAAAGGUUGGUCUCCCAAAAUUCAACAGCAAAAUCAAGGUAAAAUUUUAUUAUCUUGUUUACCUCAUCUCCAUUUCUUGGAAUUUGAGUUGAGCGUUUCCAAAAAAAUUUGUGGGUUUGUGUGAACCCUUGUUUCCUGUAGGCAGUUGAGAAUGGUACAAAUAUAUCUUCUUGUUAUUGGAUGAACAUGAAUUACCUACUUUCAGCAGGCUCUAAAGCAUGAGCCCAUUUCUCUACUUCUACUGAUUUGCUGCACAAUUUAGAAUGUUGUUUCAACAGAUUUUAGGAGGAAAAGUUCGCAUUUAUACUGGAAUUUGUUAAU
Molecule: messenger RNA, 1911 nt
Organism: Pistacia vera
Lineage: Eukaryota; Viridiplantae; Streptophyta; Magnoliopsida; Sapindales; Anacardiaceae
Product: salutaridinol 7-O-acetyltransferase-like
Exons: 1
Coding region: 27-1307 (426 amino acids)
Source: RefSeq, a predicted model, not a curated record